Messenger RNA from Corythoichthys intestinalis (scribbled pipefish), 4494 nucleotides. It is a transcript of the gene uvrag, whose product is annotated as UV radiation resistance associated gene. Gene Ontology annotation, biological process: SNARE complex assembly. Gene Ontology annotation, molecular function: SNARE binding. The transcript has 15 exons. NCBI's taxonomy places the organism in Eukaryota, Metazoa, Chordata, Actinopteri, Syngnathiformes, Syngnathidae. The record is from RefSeq and is a predicted model, not a curated record. The coding region runs from base 246 to 2417 and encodes 723 amino acids. Gene Ontology annotation, cellular component: endosome; lytic vacuole.
CGUCACAGCACUAAACCGGAGACGGAUUUCCGAACCAAGUACAGCAAAAUAGCCUCUACAGUACUUUGUUUACGUCCUGUUGGUUAGCUGACAGCUGUUGUAGCUUGUUAUCCGGAAAAAUAGCAUUUGUGCUGUCCUCAUGCGAAUGCUUUGACCUUUUUAACACUCGCCGCCACGUAGUUGUGGAUGCUGAAAAUGGAAUGUUUUGUUGAUUGAGGGCGUCCCGCUUAGAUGCCGACAGGAGGAUGAGCUCCAUCACCGGUCGGGUUCUUGCCAUCCCCGCUGCCUCUGUUACCAACUCCGGAGCUUCAUCAUCCAGAGCCUUGCACGUGGAGCUCACAUCCCAGCAGAGACGAUUACGUCAUCUCCGGAGCAUUGCAGCAAGAAACAUCGUCAACAGGAAUGGUUCCCCACUACUGGAUACAUACUUCACCCUCCAUCUCUGUAUAGGAAAUCGUAUAUCUAGUGAUUUUUACAAGAGUGAAGUCAUUCGUGACUCUCUGAAUCCUACCUGGAGGAGUCUGGACUUUGGCAUGUUGCCGGACCUUCUGGACACCUCAGUGUCUUGCUUUGUUGUAAGGAUCUGGGGAGGACAGGAGAAACAAUACCAGCUGCUCAUAGAAUGGAAGGUCAAUCUGGAUGGCCUCAGAUAUACAGGGCAGCAGAUUCGGUCCAGGAAUACAAAUGAGAUCAUAUUUGGGUUGAAUGAUGGCUAUUACGCGGCUGACUUUGAUCAGAAGGAUAAUUCCGAGCGCAAGAAAAAUAGUCUGCUUCAGGUCGACCAGAGCUCAGUUAGAAAUUCUUACAGUGUUUUUUCAUUGCUCAGGCUCCACACAGCCCAAAGAGCCAUCAAACAGACCCAAGUGACAGUGCAGAAGAUUGGAAAGGAGAUUGAGGAGAAGCUAAGAACAACAGCAACGUGCACAGUGCGGAAAAAGGAGCGAGAGUGUAUGCGUCUACGUUUAGCUGUGCUUCGUAGUGAACUUCAUCGGCAGAGGAAGUCUCUUGGCAGAGAAAUAGAUGUGCGGCAGAAGGACAUGGCACAGCUUCAGAAGAAAGAGGAAUUGUAUGCUGCACAACAUGAAGGCCUGAAGGAUGAAAAACAAUCCUUAACCAUGCUGCAUAAGGAAUGCACUGCCAAAAGAGAGCAGUUCCUGAAGUUCAAUGCCCAGCUCACGUUUCGCUGCCGACAGCUUCUCUCUGAGCUGUCCUACAUUUAUCCCAUCAAUGUGGCAAAUGUGUCAGAUUACGUUAUCUGCGGAGUGAAGCUGCCAAAUUCUGAAGACUUUCAAGCAGCAAAGGAUGAUGGGAGUGUGGCAGUUGCUCUGGGCUAUACGGCACACCUGGUCCUGAUGAUCUCGUGCUUCCUGCAGAUCCCACUUAGGUAUCCAGUCAUCCACAAAGGUUCACGCUCCUCCAUCAAAGACACCAUCACUGACAGACUCAAUGAAAAAGAGCGAGAAUUUCCUUUGUACCCACGAGGAGAGCGGUUUCAUUUUGAGUAUGGUGUCUACUUGCUCAACAAGAACAUUGCUCAGCUGAGAUAUCAACAUGGCUUGACCACCCCAGACCUGCAGCAAACACUACCCAACCUGAAGAACUUUUUGGAACAUGGCUUGCUUGUCCGAUGUGAUCGACACCAUGUUUCUAGCUCCAUCCCCGUGCCAGGGAAGUCUCACCUCGGGGUUCCUAGUGCCUCGGAAGCAGCUUACCAACGACACACCGGCUCCCCUGACCGGGGACUGAGGAAACGAGCGAAUUCUGAGACCGACAAGUACAAGACAAAUCCACCGCCCAAUUUUGGCGCAGCUGUCGGGGAGGAACCAGCUAUGGUAACCCAAACAAAGCAACCAUCUCCGCCUAAACUCUUGUCUUCUUCCCUGGAUGCCUCCAUGGCCUCACUUGACCUCACAGAGCCCAUUGAAGCGAAAGAAGACGGAAUAAAGAUAGAGGAAGAGGGCGGUACAGCCGCAGAGAAGGAAGUCCACAAAGAUCAGACUGAAGAGCAAACACCCCACAGCACUUCAAGCUCUUCUACACUGGCGAAAUUUAGUGACGAUCCAGCAACCGCUGGUCAGCAUACAGGCAUCAUGAACGGCUCAGUGGUUCCAGGACAGGUAACGAUUCCAGGUCCUGGUCCAUGCUGCUCAGUGGAGCAAGCUGAGGAGAUCAUGGGGACAGAGGCCACCAACUUGGGCCUGGGAAUGGGACUACGGGUGGGCUUGGAGAUGGCUGAGGAGACCAGGCUGGAAGACUACCGCUGUAUCCCUGUGGACCAGGCGGUAGCUGUAGAAUGUGAUGAGCAGGUGCUCGGGGAACUGGACGUUGCUGGCUUCGAAGAGUUCUCCAGACGCAUCUACGCACUGAAUGAGAACAUGUCUAGCUUCCGUCGACCGCGCAAAAACUCAGACAAGUGAAACAGAUGACUGAUGAAGACAGGCUGGAGUAAGAGAUAGAAAACAAAAACUUGCACAUGGAUUUUGGUUAGAAUUAUGUCAGGGAUUUAAAGAGAGAGGACAUUAAUGGAGCUUUUCUGGUAUAAUGACCAAUUUGCACUUAUAUUAAAACAAAAUUCCUUGACGUAUUUUGGAAUGAAAUGCAAUUGCAAGUGCAAGGAUAUCUGAUUUUUAUGUUUGGGAGCUGGCAUUUAUUUUAAUGAUCCAAUAUUACUGAUAAUUCAAUACAUUUUUUUUUCCAUUAUUCAUAAAACAAUUGGACCUCUAUAAUAAUGGUAUCUCCUUAAACUAGUGUUUUGUAUUUAGAAACAUCCUUCACAUCAUAAACAAGAUAAAUGCACUCAUCCAGUAGCCUUAACUGUUAUUAGAAGACACAAUUCCAAGCAUCGUUUCACUGCAGAAUCUCACGAUCUACGUGUCAUACUAACAUACCUCAGGUUGAACCUCCAACAGACACCGUUUUGCAUGCUUCACUGUUAUUACUUCGUCACAUGCACAUUCAGUCCAACUGCAACAUUUGCACGUGAUGGGCCAAGUAAGCAAUUCAUUACGCUGUGAAACUGGAUGUGGAUUAAUUGCAUUCCAAUAAGUGCAUAGCAUGACUGCCCCAUUGAAAUUAUAGUUGAUCAACAACAUUUUGUAAAACGUCCAUCCACUCGUCAUAGUAAAUGCUAAUAGGAUGUGCGCUACGCCUUGCAUGGCAGUGGUGACGGCUGGGUGGGCUUUCGUGUGUUUGCAUGCUAGGUGGUGAGGGUUGCUUACAUUAAUUUAUACAGUCACGCAAAUUAGCGUUCCACCAAUGACCUUUGAACCAUCAUGAAAAGGGAGGUGGUGACUGGAACCCAGUAAUUCAAGGGAUUCACUUUCACCCCUGUUGACAUGGCAACCUGCCCCCUAAUGACCUCACUGGACCAUCAUGAUUGUCUUUUUUUUUUUUUAAAUGAGAUUCUUCCCCAUUAUUAACAUUAAUGUUGAAAUGCAUUGAUUGUCACGUUAAGGACACCUUAAAUGUAGUAGUUCGACUUGUCCUUAACCGGUUGGAAUAUCUCACUUGUUCUUUAUUGCUCUGGCAUUCUUGUCUAUUCGAUCUGAAUGCUUUCUUGCACUGGUAUUCAGAAAAAAUGUCCAUUUAUUUAUGUCCCACAAAUGUUGUGUUUUUAUUUUUUGGACAACUAAUUAGUGCUAUAGUCCCUAAGUUAAACCAAAUGUUAAAUUAUUUCCCAAGCAAUGUGUUGGUCCUAAUGUGGACAUCUGCAGUAAAGCCCCUCCGCCGGCAGCCCACGAUUCAUUUCAGCUCCAAUCCUGUCCCAAUGGACUUUUAUGAGGUAUUGUACGUAAUAUAACAAGUUGAAUCGUAUUAAGAUAAUUUCCUUAUACUGCAAGAUGGUUCCGUAAGUAACCAUGGACGUAUACUUUUGUAUGGGGUUCUUUUUGUUAUUAAAGACUUGCAGUCCAACAGUCUAUGCUUUUUUUUUUUCUUUUUUUUUUUUCUUUUUAUUCAUACACUCAGUAUUUUGCUUACUGUAUUUUCCGCAUCGGAGUAUAAGGUGCAUCUUCAAUGACUGGUCUAUUUUAAAACCUUUCACAUAUAGGAUACACUGCAUUAUAAGGUGCAGUAGUAAUAGUUGUGUUAUGCAUUCACUUGAUUGAGCUGCGCUAAAAAUAAAUGUAAUGCUAUGAUUAACCAAUUUUGAUCCUUAUUUAAGGCGCCUCCAACUAUGAGGCACACUGAGUUUUUGAGGCAAUCAAAGGAUUUUAGGUGCACCUUGUGCGGAAACUAUGGUACUUACUGUAUUUAUAAAUUAUCAUUGCUAACAAUGUACUGUAUUACAGUUUUUCUAUUGCUCUGAUAUGUUUCUCAGAACAGAAUUGAAAUUCUCAGAACUACUUGUUCAAACUUCACAACAUGUCACAAAAGUAGCAAAACAACAUGGAUUAUCUGCAAAAAGCCAGUUUUCUGUUCAAAAUACUUGGUCUAUCACUCAAAAUUAAAUGUGUGUCAAUGAACAUGUUUGUGCUGUCAGAAUGAAAAGUCCUU